Saccharomycodes ludwigii is the source of this 2244-nucleotide messenger RNA. It is a transcript of the gene APC4, whose product is annotated as anaphase promoting complex subunit 4. The transcript has a single exon. Bases 1 to 2244 code for a protein of 747 amino acids. Lineage: Eukaryota; Fungi; Ascomycota; Saccharomycetes; Saccharomycodales; Saccharomycodaceae. The record is from RefSeq and is a predicted model, not a curated record.
AUGUCAACAAAAUGGUCAAUUGAUGUUGACUUACUACACAAUAAAUAUCAUUAUAAAGGAAAUCAAUCUAUAUACAUUACAUUGCCCAAUAAUUCAUUGCAUUUGAAUGUAUAUAAGUAUAACACAAAUAAAAACAGUGUUAAUAAAGAUCAGCAGCGUCCACAAAAGAUUUCUACAAUUAUAGUACCUAAAUUAUAUGAAUUAUUAAUUGAUUAUGCAUGGUGUCCCUUUUCCACCAGUUGCAUCAUGAAAAAUAACUGCAACCACGAUAAUAAAACCAAAUCGAGUAGAAGUACCAUUAACAAUAAUAAUAUGGAAGUCUGUUUAUUAAGUAAAAACCAUUUAUUAUAUUAUGAUGCCUCGACAAGUAAACAGAUAUCACUACCCAUAAAUUUGCAAGAUAAUAUCGCUAUCAGUGCUACUGGCGACGACAACGAAAAGCAAGAACUAGAUAUACCCAAAACAGUGUUUUGGCACAUUGUGUAUACUAAAAAACCCAGUAAUUGUAUUCUUCAAUCUGGUCUAACUAAAUCUAUGCCACUUUUAUCUUAUGAAUUUAGUGGUGUUCCUAACGCUGCAUUUCCCCUGUUAUCGUCCAACUUUAUUAACGCCUCUACAAGUAACAAAGAUAUUAAAAUAUCAAAUGGAUUAACUAUUAAUGCAAGCAGGGUUAGCACAAAUUUUUUUGGAAAUGAUUUAUAUUACUUAUCGCUAGCAAGCACCUUUGGAACAACUUUUUUCAACAACUAUGAUCUAUUCGACGAUAAGGAAAGUAUAAAGUCUGAUUUAUUUAUAACCUUACAUACAAAUGGGAAAAUUAAAAUCAAUGUUAACAAUUUUUUUCAACUUGAUAUUGAUGUCUCACAAAAUGAGAAUGAUAGAUGUUUUAUAAAGGAAAAUGAAACCGUUAUUUUAAACGGGUACAAUUUGAUUGUUGGUGGUAGUAUUAAUACUAAUACCAAUGAUAGCAUGAUUCUAGACGUGGAUCUAGGUUGCAUAUUUAAGGAUUUCUUAUUAGUUAGCAUUAUAGGUUAUAUUAAUAAAUUAAACUGUCUAUUAAAGUAUUGGACUAAAGUUUGGAGAGAAUAUUUAAUAGAGAAAAAGUUGGUUCCAUUCCAAAACUUUUUAAAAAGAAUAUUGGCUGCAUAUGACGGUGAUAUUGCUGACGCGUUGCUGGAUUUAUAUCUAACAGGGAUGUCAGUUGACCCAAAAUUACAAGAUUGGUUUGUUAAUAGUUUAGGGAAUAAAAAUAUAAAGAAAUGGGAAAAAUUGAAAAACGAAAUGUAUGAUUUCUCACUAAUUGUCUCCAUGUUGAUUUCCUGCCUAGAAAGAGUUGUAGUGGAGUCCGACCAAUUAUUAGGUAGUACGAAAAGCUGGACUUUUCCAAAGUCUCGUAUGUAUCUUCGGGGGGAAAUCCAAGAAUUGGAGUGUUCUAUUAAUAAUUUACAAUCAGCAGUGAGCAACUUGUUGGUGACUUUAGUUAACACAAUUGAAAAAGUCAGACUGGAGAAGCUUCAGCAUGAUGCAUUUUUGGGCUGGCUUAAAAUGUGGUGUUUGCAUAUGGAGGAUGAGGAUAAGCCCAUUAUUUAUAACAAAAAGAAUCCCAUUGAAUUGGAAAAUGUAUUGAAAUUUCUAGUAUCUGGCACGUUAUCUGCUGAGAGUGACUCAUUGCAAAUGGCGCAAACAUUGCAUACAAUGGAGAAAAAAAUGGUACCAGAAAUCAAUAGGAUCUUCAAAUUUUCAAUCCAGGAGAAAUAUCGUGCAAUGGCUAAUAAAAUUUUAAACGAAAAAAUAAAAAUAUAUAAAUUAAAAAGUUGUCAGAUUUUGGACCUCUAUUUGGAACAUGGCACUGAUAACAAUAACGACAAUUGCGACAACAGUAAAAAUCGGAUUUUUGCAUUGCAAAAGUUAAAAUCGAGACCAGACGGAACCUAUAGUGAAAAUAAGAGUGGGGUAAGGAUUACUGAGGUGGCAAACGGGAAUAAAAUACCAAUUUUAUCCAUUGAGCAUAGUAAAAUAUUGGAUGGUAAGUUUUACGAUGGCAAAAACACCAUUGUUUUUAUUGAUAAAGAAAAUAAACAUUUGUUUUUACACGACGGCGUAACACCAAUGUUGUAUAGUUCUGGAAUGAAAGAUUGCGUUAGAUUCCUAAAAGUCAUCCGUGAUGACAAUAACGAUAAAAGCGAUGGCGUUAAAGUUUUGGUGGUUUCCAAUAAUUUUCAAACAGUAUCAUUGCUAGGAUGA